AUGGACGCCCUCAAAUCCGCCAUCCAACCCAUAACCCACAACCUCCCACAACCCAUCGCCGACGUCGGCAUCUCCCUCCUCGGCCCCGCCUGCUACAAAACCCUCAUCUACAACGUUGACCUAACCGCAACCGAAUGCGUCAAGCUCGCCAUUUCCAAAGGCCUCGGCAUCGGCAUCAUUGGCGCCUCCUCCAUUGUCAAGAUUCCGCAACUGCUCAAGCUGCUCAACAGCCAGUCUGCAGAGGGUCUCUCGUUCCUCUCGUACCUACUCGAAUCGUCUUCGUACCUUAUCAGCUUGGCGUAUAAUGUGCGCCAUGGAUUCCCGUUUAGCACGUAUGGUGAGACGGCUUUGAUUCUUGUGCAGAACAUUGCUAUUGCGAGUUUGGUGCUCAAGUACAGUGGACGCGGUGUUGGUGUUGCGGGGUGGGUUGGUGGAUUGGCUGUCGCGGGUGCGGCCUUGUUCAACGACCAGUGGAUUGACACGGAGAAGUUGAGUUUGUUGCAGGCUACGGCUGGUGUACUGGGUGUGGCGAGUAAGGUGCCGCAGAUUCUGACCGUGUGGAGUGAGGGUGGAACCGGCCAGUUGAGCGCUUUUGCUGUUGUCAACUACCUCCUUGGUUCCCUCUCCCGUAUCUUCACUACCCUCCAGGAAGUCGACGAUCCGCUUAUUCUCUACGGCUUCAUUGCUGGUUUCGUCCUCAACGCUAUCCUCUUCCUCCAGGUCGUAUACUAUUGGAAUGCGCCGGCGUCCAAAAAGACAGAGUCAAAGAAGUUGGCGGAGCCGAUCGCUGCGGACAGGAAGGAAAUGGCGCGUGCCGUUUCGAGCGGAGCGACGCCUUCCUAUGCGAACGCUGCGGGCAAGAGUCCGAGCACAAGACGCAGGGGAUAG
Alternaria atra is the source of this 888-nucleotide messenger RNA. RefSeq lists its product as uncharacterized. The record is from RefSeq and is a predicted model, not a curated record. NCBI's taxonomy places the organism in Eukaryota, Fungi, Ascomycota, Dothideomycetes, Pleosporales, Pleosporaceae. Bases 1 to 888 code for a protein of 295 amino acids. The transcript has 2 exons.